Rhodotorula graminis WP1 is the source of this 3518-nucleotide messenger RNA. RefSeq lists its product as uncharacterized. The record is from RefSeq and is a predicted model, not a curated record. NCBI's taxonomy places the organism in Eukaryota, Fungi, Basidiomycota, Microbotryomycetes, Sporidiobolales, Sporidiobolaceae. The coding region runs from base 1 to 3471 and encodes 1156 amino acids. The transcript is spliced from 8 exons.
AUGAGCCACGCGACCCACCCGUACGCUCUCUCGGCCCAGCACGUGGCCGCGUCGUCGUCGUCGUCGGGCGGUCCCACACGCGCCGCUCCUCCCGGCCCCGCUCAACCUCGCCCUCGAGCACCAGGACCGAGCACGGCCGGCCUUGGACAGCGAGCACUCGGCUACGGCACGCUCGACCCGCAUCCCGACCAGCGCCGCCUCCCGUCCUACUCAACUUCGCCCUCCCCCAUUGCGACCUCGUCGUCCUCGCUCGCGUUCGACCCCGCCGCGGGCGACUACAGCCACACGGCGCACCGCACUCGCGCCGAGUCGUCCCCCACCGACCAUCGCCAUCACGCCGACCAUUCGGCGCCCCCGCCCCCGCUCGCGCACCACCUCGACCACGGCCCCACUCGCCCCGAGCCCGUGCGCAGGCAGGGCAGCAACACGGUCACCCGUCGCGUCAUCGUCGACGAGCACGGCGUUGAGCGCGACGAGACGCGCGACGAGCGCAGGGCCCGCAAGGAGCGGGAACGGGCCCACAGGGCUGCGACGGCUGGACAAGACGGCUCUUCGACGCGCCGGCGGCGAUUAUCUCGAGCGAGCGACGGCGCCGACUCGGUCGCUCCUUCGCCCUCCCUCUCGUUCGGCUCGCCCGCCUCGGUCGCCGCUCCUCACAUCGCCUCAUCCUCCACCUCGACGGGCGCCAACAACUCCGCCGCAUCGUCAAAGUCGGUCCUCACCAUCGCCCUCCAACGCGCCCAGUCGGCCGUCCUCCUCGACAGCGCCAACAACUUUCCCGCCGCGGUCGCGGCCUACACGCAGAGCGUCCGGCUCCUCAAGGAGGUCAUGGCCCGUGUCGAGGAAGGGUCGAGGGACAUGGAGCGCAAGUUGAGCACCGGCGGCAUGCGCGACGGCGAGACGCGCGACGAGUGGGAGCGCAGGAGGGCCCGGUACGAGCGCAAGGAGCGCGCAAAGGUCGACGAGGCGCGGCGUCUCAGGGUUAUCCACGACACGUACGAGGAUCGCAUCCGCAUGCUCGCCCAGAUGGGCCACACGGCCCCGGGCCACGUCCCGCCACCUUCCCUCGAGCUCGCCCCGCCCCCUUCACUGUCGUCCACGUCCCUCUCGACCGCCGCCCACGAUCUCUCGGCACCCGCACCCGCCGCGGCACAUCCGCCAACCUCUUCCUCGUCCGCCCCGUCCCUCGCCAACCUGCGUCUCGACGACCCAGGCGGCGUCGGGCGGCACCACAACCUCCACGCGCGCGACCGCAGCGACGUCUCGCUCCGCAUCGUCGCGCCCUCAACGCCCGUCGAGCGCGACCCGCACGCCGCCGCGAGCGGCAUCGGCGCGGCCAUGCUCCUCCCGUCGCCGACCGAGCGCGCCGUGCCCACAUUGUCGAGCCUGCCUGUCGCUCUCGCACACGAUGGCGGCGACCGCGUCCGCUACCUCGCGCCCGAGGGCGACCCGGAUCGGCCGCUCAGCAUGGCGAGCGACUCGACCGCGACCGCGACCGCGAGAUCCCGUACCCCGAGCGCUGCGACGCCGACCCUCCCUGCGCCCAUACCCUUCGCCCACCGCAUUGACCCGGUCAGCCCGACCGACUCGCGCGCGUCGUCCGACGGCCUCAGCACCGCCGUCGAGCCCGCCUCGAGCUGGUCCGCCAGGCCCCACGCGUUCGAGCCCGCCUCGGCCCCUGUACGCCACCCGGCGCUCACGAGCCUCGAAAUGCGCCGAGGGUCCUCGGCGAGCGCGCUCAGCGGCGACACGCUCCGCGUCGGCGUGCCCGGGUCGGCGUCGGCGCCGGGCAUGGUGCGCGCCGCGUCGAGCGGCUCAACGACGGGCUCGGCGACGCCCAUGCGACGAGGGAGCUCGCUCGGCCUUCUCGGCUCGGCAGAGGCGGCGCCGAUCGAGAUCCGCCCCAGGCCGAUCCGCACGGUCAGCCUCGCCGGGACCGCCACGGCGCCAGACGAGCAGCAGCCGCGGCUGCAGCUCGUCAACGAGUCGACUGCCGAGGGCACCAUCUCGCAGCGUCGCAGUGCACGGUCGCCUGUCCCGAGCGACGAGGCGUCCAUGCGGCCGCCCGAGGUCGCCGUUCGAGCGCCGUCGUCCGAGGCCGACCGCUCUUUCGCCUUCCCGCCGCCGACGCCGGUCGACUCGGCUCUUCCUCGCCCUGUCCUCAAGAGCGUCUCGUCGGCGUCGUCGCUGCCCGGGCGGCUACGAGCGCUGAGCCAGCCGGGGAGCAAGCGGCCCAAGGGCGACGUCGCGCGCCGUCUCGGCGUCGCACGCGCCGUCGGCCUCCCGUCGUCGUCGUCGACCGCGCCCGCCGGCUCGCUCGCCCGCAAGGCGUCCGCCCCGACGCCAACGUCGCUCACGGCGCCCGCUCAGCUCGGCGCUCCCGGCGGCGGGCCGCUCGGCCGGAGCAACUCGUCGUCGUCGGUCGCGAGUACGGCGUCGCGUUUGUCGGGUCGAGCGAGCGGCGCCCCGGGCUCGCCGAGCGACACGCCCGCGACCUCGAGCUUCCCGUCGUCCAUCUCGAGCGGGUACUCGCACCCGUCGUCCCACCUCGGCGGCCUCGGCGGCGGCAUCGGCGCCGGCAUCUACUUGUCGAAAGGCCUGCCGUCGCCGCCGCAGCCGGGCGCCCCCAGCUCGCGUGAGGCGACGCUCGCCUUGCCGUCAGUCCGCCGCCCCUUUCACCUCAUGCGCCUCGUCGCCGCCACCAUCCCGACCACGGAGAGCGGCGCCGGCGGCGGCACGAGCGGCGGCGGCGGGUACCUGAGCGAGCGCCUGUUCGUCCCGGCGCACGUCUGGACGACCUCGGCCGGCACCAAGCUCGUCGCCAUCGAGACCAAGGUCCGCAUGCUCGACCUACUCGCGUCGGGCCUCGACGCACUCGAUCGAGCCGGGCGGGGCAUGCUGCUCGUGCCAGUCGGCAGCUCGAGCGCAGCGGCCGCGGCGAGGGAGGAGGCGGCGCGGUUCGCCAAGGAGCUCGAGAGCUUCGAGGGCCUCGCCGAGGGGAUCCAGAGCACGUUGGCGAAGAAGCUGGGCGUCGGCGUCAUCGGCGUGACGGGCGGCGGCAUCGCAGGAGGGGCGCCGCCAGUGCGGGAAAAGGACUCGAAGCAGGGGCGCAAGGGCAGCACGGCCAGCUUUUCGACUUGGAGCUCCAAGCUCUCGAUGAGCCUGAACCGGGUCGUCGCCAACGGCGUCAGGCGCGUCCUCGCCACGUACGUAGACGCCAUCGCCAAGGUCUUUCGACAAGCUCAGUCGCUCGAUCGUCACCUCGCCCUCGUCUUUCCUGCCGCAACCGAUCGGCCGGCCGACUCGGCGUACGCGCUCCUGCCGGCGGCGGACCUGUAUCGCCUCGAGCGGCACCUGCGCAAGUCGAGCGAAUUCUUCGCGCACGUCAUCUGCCGGUUUGUGCUGCGCGACACCGGGAUCUUGUUGGACAAGUAUGUCAAGCGCGGUGGAGCAUGGCUCUCGGGCGAGUGAGGUUCGUCGGGCGAUCUGGAACGAGCAAGACAGUACAAGCUCUGCAA